CACAGGCUUAAUACCUCAUCAAGGUCAGUGCUAGCUUCUCAAAGGAGAGUCGGUUCGGAAAAUCUCUGAAACGUUCCAAACAUGGUGAAGCUUGCAUUCGGUAGCUUCGGCGACUCCUUCAGCGUUGGAUCGUUGAAGUCCUAUCUAGCAGAGUUCAUCGCAACCCUUCUUUUUGUCUUCGCCGGUGUAGGGUCCGCAAUCGCUUACAAUAAGUUGACGACAGAUGCUGCGUUGGACCCCGCCGGGCUGGUCGCCGUCGCAGUGGCACAUGCGUUCGCCUUGUUCGUGGGAGUCUCCAUUGCAGCCAACAUCUCCGGCGGGCACUUGAAUCCAGCUGUCACCCUUGGAUUGGCUAUUGGAGGCAACAUCACCAUCCUUACUGGCAUCUUCUACUGGAUCGCUCAGCUGGUGGGGUCUAUUAUUGCCUGCUUCCUGUUGAAAUUCGUCACCAAUGGCAAGUCAAUCCCAACUCACGGCGUUGCGGCGGGCGUGUCGGAAUUGGAAGGGGUAGUGAUGGAAAUCAUCAUAACCUUCGCUCUCGUCUAUACCGUCUACGCCACAGCAGCUGACCCCAAGAAGGGGUCUCUCGGAACUAUUGCCCCCAUCGCAAUCGGGUUCAUUGUCGGGGCCAACAUCCUCGCUGCCGGUCCAUUCAGCGGCGGUUCGAUGAACCCGGCCCGAUCCUUCGGUCCGGCGGUCGCUAGUGGAAACUUCUCUGGCAACUGGGUAUACUGGGUGGGCCCACUUAUAGGCGGUGGCCUCGCUGGUUUGGUCUACGGCGAUAUCUUCAUUGGCUCCUACGAAUCCCUUCCUGCUUCCGAAGAAUAUGCUUAGUAGGUUUUUUUUAACCUUUUUUUGUUGUGGUGUUUGUAACUCAAUAAAACAAGUGUAGAUAACAAAUCCCGCCGUUUGUUGUUGUUUUGUUUUA
Messenger RNA from Magnolia sinica, 928 nucleotides. Its product is annotated as probable aquaporin TIP-type RB7-5A. The coding region runs from base 82 to 834 and encodes 250 amino acids. Gene Ontology annotation, cellular component: plant-type vacuole membrane. Lineage: Eukaryota; Viridiplantae; Streptophyta; Magnoliopsida; Magnoliales; Magnoliaceae. The record is from RefSeq and is a predicted model, not a curated record. The transcript is spliced from 3 exons. Gene Ontology annotation, biological process: transmembrane transport; water transport. Gene Ontology annotation, molecular function: water channel activity.